AUGACAACAACACUAUGUCAAUUUGACCAAUUUUGUAUUUCAAAAGAUUGUCCAUUUCAGCAUUCAUAUCCAUUUAAAUUAGAAGAUUAUCAAAUACCAAAACAACCAAGGAUGACAAUUGAUUUACCAUGUUAUUUAUCAGAAUGGAAAUACUUAGAAAGAGCAAUAGGAAAUAUAAAAACAAUAGAAGAUUUACAAAAAUAUAUGGCAUCUAUGUUUACAAAUGAAAAAGAUAAAAGAGAAAAAGAAAUUACUAUUAAAGAACUUCCAUCAUUUAAAAACUUAAAUGAAAAUGAAAAAAGUAUUAUACAAAAUGAAUUAAUUCCUUUAUGUAAAGAAAUGAUUAUUAAUCAUCAAAAUAUACUUUUACCACCACCUGUAAUUUUAUAUAAAACAGGUAAAGUAAUGUUUACAAGAAAACAAAGUUUAUGUUUAAUUUCAUGUAUGUUAUUUGGUUUAUAUUCAUUGAAAUUACGUAAAGAUUCAAGAAAAUUUAAUGAAUAUGCACAAUUUCCAUUUUUCUUAUUUCGUGAAGAUUCAGUAUCAAUAACCAUGACUCAAUGUAUUAUUCAUUACUUUCAUUUAAUUUUUAAAGAAAUUACUAAUGAUAAACUUAUGAAUGAAAUAAUUGAAAUUGAAAGACAUUCAUCCAAACUUUCAUUGAAAGAAUUAUUAAAUUCUAAUAAGAAAAUUAUUCCAGGAGAUGUUGAUAAUAUUCAUGGAAUUAUGGAAAUUAAUGAAACAGAAAAUCUUAAAGCUGAUUUUGCUAAUAAAUAUAUUGGAGGAGGUGUACUUCAUGGUGGAUGUGUUCAAGAAGAAAUUAUGUUUAUGGAAUGUCCUGAAAUGUUUAUUAGUAUGAUAACUAAUCCAGUUAUGGAUGAUCAAACAACUAUUUUAUUUAAAAAUAUUAUUCGUUAUGUUAAAAUUAAAGGUUAUGGGAGAGGCAUUCAAUUUAACAAAGAAUUUGAACACUUAACUUCUAAUAAUAUUGUAGCAUUAGAUGCUCUUGUCGCUUAUAUUAAUCCAAAAGAACAAUACAAUGAACAACAAACUCUUCGUGAAUUAAAUAAAAUUUUUAGUGGUGUUGAAUGUUUAUCUGAAGAAGAUCAUUUAAUUCCAUUUAUUAGUGGUAAAUGGGGGUGUGGUGUUUUUGGAGGAGAUUGGAG
This is a messenger RNA of Entamoeba histolytica HM-1:IMSS, 1166 nucleotides long. RefSeq lists its product as uncharacterized. The record is from RefSeq and is a predicted model, not a curated record. The annotation marks the transcript as partial. The transcript has a single exon. Lineage: Eukaryota; Evosea; Mastigamoebida; Endamoebidae. Gene Ontology annotation, biological process: carbohydrate metabolic process; ATP generation from poly-ADP-D-ribose; nucleotide-sugar metabolic process. Gene Ontology annotation, cellular component: cytoplasm; nucleus. Gene Ontology annotation, molecular function: poly(ADP-ribose) glycohydrolase activity.